Nothobranchius furzeri (turquoise killifish) is the source of this 4791-nucleotide messenger RNA. Its product is annotated as CD276 antigen homolog. Gene Ontology annotation, cellular component: external side of plasma membrane. NCBI's taxonomy places the organism in Eukaryota, Metazoa, Chordata, Actinopteri, Cyprinodontiformes, Nothobranchiidae. Gene Ontology annotation, biological process: negative regulation of T cell proliferation; T cell costimulation; cellular response to lipopolysaccharide. The record is from RefSeq and is a predicted model, not a curated record.
CAUAAUCAUGUUUUAAGUUUACAGUGAAAUGUUUACCUAAAAGUGAUGUCACGCUCUUGAGCUGUCGAAACUUUCUAAAAAAAUACAAAUUCCAUUUAAUCCAAAAAAUGUUAUUUUUUUUUGUUCAGUUUCUACAUCAAAAUGCAGGUUUGUCUUUUACCGUGUCUCUGAUUUAGGGUUUGUGCUUUCCUCUUCAGAGGUCAAACAUCCUACUCUAAAAGGGAGCCGAAGCCCCCUCCACUUCCGGUCGCUCACUUGUCUCCUGAAUAAAAAAUAAACAAAUGGAAGUAAACAGGGCUACAAAGUCAUCAGACCAUUUCAGAUAAGAGAUCUUCAGCUCUGGACCUUCCAUAAUGGCUCCAAAUACCAAAAAAAAGACGUGUUUUAAAAUGUAUAGAGAAUUUUAAACGAUGCAGGUUUAAGCAACUUUUCAGUGUUAUAAAUUAACACGGAGAAUAAAAAGGACACAUUCAGAUCUGUUUUUAUUAUCUUUGGAAAGGUGACAACAAACCCUUAUGUGUGUGUAAGGAAGACCUAAAGAAAAUUAACUUUGAUCAACCUUUCACACUUUCAGGGUUUGGUGCAUCAGUGUCACCUCGGUCAUAAAUAACCUGUUGCUGUUUUAUGGUUUAAUGCAAAAGGUGCUUAUUUUUAAAUAGGCAAAUCCAUUUAAAUCAUACAAAUAUCAGAGCUGGGUUAGUCCUAACGUUCUUGCAUGGCAGCGUCGGGUCCAGUACGUUUAGAUGAGUAAAAAUGGCUCCAUCUAAGUUUGCUCGACAACAAAAAAGCCUUUUUAGGAACGUCUGACCGAUCAGGAACACUGUCAGGACUUUCCUGUCAUGCUACGAGAUCGUUUGUGAGCUUAUGAGGCUGCACCUCUGGGUGCCUCUCAGCCAUUAAUCCUCUGGAUCAUCUCCCGGGUCUGUUGUGAAUUAGCUGGUCUCCUCCUCCCGCCUACUGACUCAGACCGAAAGUGAAAGCUGUGGAUGACUCGGAGCAGCUGCAGAUGACGGGUACAGAUCUCUCCCUGGUCGUCCGUAGAGGAGCUUGUAAGAGAAAGAAACAUGGCCUCCCACGCAGCCCUCUAUGUUCUCUCUGUCCUCCUUUUUUCUGCUGGUGCUGGUGUAUCCGGUUUUGUGAAAAUAGCAUGUAAUGAUAGAACUGUGGGACAGAUUGGCCAGCCGUCACUGCUCAACUGUGUGGUGAAACCUACUCAAGACACAACAGACAUAGACAUCGUCAACGUUAAAUGGAAGAGGAGUGGAGAUGCAGAAUCAUUUCUCAAUUGUCAUCAAGACGAGGGAUGUACCGGUACCUGGCCUGGCUACAGAUUUGCUGAUUUCUCAUCAGAGUGGGAUAGCAAAAACACGAACAUAUCCCUGCUCAUCACCAACACCCAGGUGAAAGACGAGGCGAAGUACACCUGCUAUGUGUACACAGACAGUGGUGAUGACGAAGUUGAUGUGGACCUUCAAGUCACAGCCAAAUACAGCUUACCAAAUGUGAGCCUGGUCCCAGAGAAAAAAAACCCAAAUUCAAAGGAAGCUCUGCUUUGCAAAGCAUCUGGUGGCUACCCAAAAGGAACAAUCCGCUGGUUUGACGAAAACAAUGAGACCAUAAGUGCUGAAACAGAGGUGAAAACGAUGGACAAUGGCCUCUUCGAGCUGUCAAGCAAGCUGGUUUCGCUGAAUGGAUCCACUUUCUCCAACUAUACCUGCAUUGUGUUCAAUUCCAGCGGAGGCAAGGAGAAUGAAGGCAAAAUCCAGACAUCGAACUUUCUAGGAUUUGAAGGAACACCAUCACCCGUGGUCAAAACGCCCAAUGUCGUUGCUGGUGUGUUGGUCAUCGGCUCGCUGAUCGUGGGGCUGCUGCUACUGCUGCUGAUUCGUAGGAGGCGAGCUCAGCAGGCCCGGAGGCUCUCUGCUGCACCGCUCAUGGCUCCGCAUCAUCGGGAGGGCCCCGCGAGAGGCUCUGAGGCCGAUCCCCUGGACAGCACUGCCUGAGGAGACGCCAAGUGGCUCAUGUAUAUUCACAUUCACCGCCUGCAGCUGAAAUCAACAUUUCCUUACUUCCUCACAUCGUCACACUUAGAGGAACUUUCCUGCUGUGCAUCGUCAUGGUUACCUGACUGACCAGAAGCUCCGAGCUCACGUUUUGCCCAAUCUAAGCAAGUCCCCACGACGGAGUUCAUGUUUAAAUGUGAUUGUGGUAAAGCAGGAGGAGGAGAUGUGCAUGCCAAGUGAGGCUAAGCAACCUCAAGAUCCCUACGAUGAUAAUUACAGCCGGGCUCGGAGUCGGGGCCGAUUGUUGCCGGCAGAAUCCAGAUCACGUGUAAUAAUUGGCUCGUGCAGGAACUCCAGCCCUUGGCAGCUAGAGAACAGCUCUCCCUUUUUGUUCAGAGUUCAUCAGAAGACACUGAAUCAUAUUUUAAAAGCACUUAUUUGUGUCCUGCAGCUAAAAUUGAUCUGCACUUAAAUACUUUUAUCAGAUUUGCUUUUUUUAUUUAACGUUUUAGCUUCUUUAUUUUGUGUUGAAGAUGAGACUUUUGACAUGAACGUGUUGGUUUUUCGGGAUGAAGCCAUCCCUGUGUCACUAGCAUGGACGUAAUUUUGGGGGGGGACAGGGGGGACAUGUCCCCCCCUCUUUCUCCAAAGUCAAGUUUUCACCCCUGCACUUUUUACCAAUACUUUAUAUUAAAUUGUCACUGCUCGAGCUCUAGGACCAAGCAGAAAACAACCAUUUGUGUUGAAGCCUGUUUCCCAUUAGAACAUACUGUAAAGACCCCCACACACACACACACACACACACACACACACAUGUCCCCCCCACUUCUAAAGUGAAAAUUACGUCCAUGGUCACUAGAAUCUUAUUUUAGCUCUUCUUCUUUGGUUUCCUCACACGGGAGUUCAUAUUUUAUCUUAAAAAGCCAAAAAGAUGGAUUUGACCUCACCAUGUUUGUUUUGCCUCAGGGGAACUUUGAGCCGAAUCACUAAACCGAUGAAGGGACCUUUAGCUCAGGACUGAUUCGUUGGUACUUCUUAAGAUUAAUAGUUAUUAGGAACGACACUUUGAGCUUAGAGGCAAAUCACUGAAGUUCUUUGCUGAAAGCUUUUCCUCAGGUUUCAUAUCCUUUUGUCUGAGUGCUGAGAAAACCGUCACAUGAGAUCCGCUCUGGUUUUCUAAGGGAAUGCAGAAGAAGCACUUCUCUUUCCUGGUUCUGUGUGGUAAACAAAUCUGUCAUGUAACUUUUGGCAAAGGAACGCUGCUUAUUGUUGCCAAAUCAAUGCCCGUCUCCUUCUCAGACACACCUCUUGUUUCAAACUCACCAUUAAUAAUCACAGAAAUAAUGCUGCAGAGCCUUGGAGGUUGAGGCCUAGUCCACACGUACCCGGAUAAAUACGUUGUUAAGGACAUGCCAGACCUGUAGGCGGCAGUACUUCCCCCGUUCUUAACCUCGUCCUUCGUCUGUGGUCUUCCGCAAGGAGCAGUAAUUCCGCUUGCAAAAACAAACAAGCAAAAAGCGCUUGGACAAUUGAUAAAGCGAGCGCAGCUCUGAGGGCAUCCAUGCUGUCGGCUAGUGUAAACACAGGUCGCACACGUGAUGUCAGCAUUUUCUUGUCGCGGAAAGUGACGUUGCGGACCUUAAAACUCUGGUUUUGUCUGUCCACACGCAGACACCCAAAACGGAGAAAACGCAGAUCUUCACUUUGGCCGGAGUUUUUAAAAAGAUCCGUUUUCGUGUGAAAAAACUCCGUUUUUGUGUGGACGACAGGCCAAAACGUAGAAAAAUAUCUACGUUUUGGCAGAUCCCCGGCUACGUGUGGACAGGGCCUUAAGCGGUUUGAGUUCUGCUCUAAAAUCCUGUCAGUGUACAGAACCAAGCUGCCGAUCAUUGUUGUGUUUUAAUAAUUAACCCGACAAGGAAACGCAGCGGGAGAGGAAUGUUUGAACUGUUCAACAGAAAGUUUUUUGUUCACUUUUACCCAACAGUCACCCACACCUUUAGCCUCCUUAUCUGAUGCUUAUUAAGCUUAACAGGGAAAAACAUCUAAAAUACGUUUGGAUUAUGUGAAACCAGAAGGGUAUGAUCAUUUAUUUUCCUCAAGAUAAUCUGGAUUAUUUGGAUCUUUUAGUCAAUGAAGAUUUGUUUUUUAGUUUUGAGUUGUUCUAUUUUUUCUAAAUUGUUUUAUUAAAGUAAAUUAUCAAUAGAAAUUUUUUUUAAUUAAAUCCAGUUUCCAGAAACAAUAAAAUCAGGUCAAAAUUGAGCAGAAUGAAAUAUUAAAGUGCAAGAAGCUAAUGUCCUCUUAGAUAAAUGUGGUUUUGUUUGUUUAUAAUGACGUUAUUUCUACAUCAGAAUGACCUUAUAACAUGGAAUAACCAUUAUUACUCAAAUCAAGAUGACCAGCACGCGCCUGCUUUGUUUUCCUCGUGUGAAUAUUACAGGUUAAAACUGACCAGGUAAAAAUAAAACGACAUCAGUAAAUGAUUUUAAAUUCGUGGAUCUUGUGAUCCUGGUUGAUUUGUCAGGUCAGAAUGUAGAAACUUGACCUUUGACCUUUAACACCACUGUUUAAAAACGACUGUGAUUAAAACUUGUAAAUAGAAAUAUUUUUACGUUUUUAUUUUUUGUGUUGACAUUUCUGGUCGUUGAUUGUUUUCAUGUCUGGCGUGAUGUCAGCUGACUAGAGGAAACUUGUGUAAAGUUUUUAUCGCUACUCUUUCAUGCAACUGAUGAAAUGUGUUUUUCUAAUUUCUUGUUUGCUUUCUUUAUUACAAUAUUACCAUAUUCUA